This is a messenger RNA of Lingula anatina, 5391 nucleotides long. RefSeq lists its product as uncharacterized. The record is from RefSeq and is a predicted model, not a curated record. Gene Ontology annotation, molecular function: RNA binding. Gene Ontology annotation, cellular component: P granule. Gene Ontology annotation, biological process: P granule organization; spermatogenesis; piRNA processing. Lineage: Eukaryota; Metazoa; Brachiopoda; Lingulata; Lingulida; Lingulidae.
CAGAAAAGGAAGCAAGGUGAGAAUAAUGCUGCAACAGUUUGGUCCCUGUAUUUAACAGAUGUCAUCUGAGCUAUGAUAAUGUUCCAGUGGCCAUCCGUACAGAAGCUGGCAUUGCUGGUAGCUGUACCAGUCACUGGUCUGCUACUCUAUAUGCUGCUCAAGAGGGGGGAAGAAGAUGAGGACACUCUUGAGCAGGAGCAAAUAGUGACUUCCAGACAGACUGUGAUUGAAGUCAAGGUCCCCAGGGAGGCAGUGGCCGCUGUCAUAGGCAGGCAAGGGGCUCAGAUUAAAGAGGUUCAGGAGAAGAGUGGCACAAGGAUUAACUUCAAGGAUGAUGUUGGUCCAACAGAGAAUGCUGAGCGCAUUGCUAUUGUCCGAGGAAGCCCAGAGAAUGCGCAGCUGGCUGAGCUCAUGAUAAGGAAACUGAUUGCUGCCCAGCCAGUGCAGUUAGUGGAGGAAAUGUAUGUUCCUCAGAAAGCAGUAGGGAGGAUCAUUGGCAGGAGAGGAGAGACUGUCAGAGGAAUUUCCAGAACAUCCAAGGCCAAAAUUGAUGUUGAAAGAGAGAGCUCAAGAGAUCAAAGUGAAGUGAGACUGAUCACUAUCAAAGGCAGUUUAGAACAGAUAAAAUAUGCCAAGAGCUUGAUACAAGAGAAGAUUUCAGAAGAAGACAGAUUUCAAGCCCAACUAGCUGUGAAUGCAUCACAUCGGACACAGCAGCGGGGCCAUGAACACCAAGCCCAGGGCCAGAAAAUGGACAGACAAAACCAAGUACUUCCCUCUAGGAGGCCGCCAGGUUCAGAUAAAUCACUGGAAUGGUGUGCCCCCUCCCUGCCGUACACAGUGACAGAAUGGCCGGACCACCACCACUACCUGGAGGUGUAUGUGUCCGCUGUGGAGAAUCCAGGACAUUUCUGGGUCCAGAUGAUCUCUUCCCAGUCCACACAGCUGGACAGGCUUAUACAGGACAUGACAGCUUACUACAGGGAUGAAGAGUACCUUCAGACCAGCACCUGCAUGUCAGUCCAGCUAGGAGACCUGGUGGCUGCUCCAUUUGAACACGACAACAACUGGUAUAGAGCAAGAGUGGUACAACAGAUGGAUGGAGGCCUCUACGAUGUCUAUUUUGUAGAUUUUGGUGACAGCAUAUAUGUGGCAGUUGAAAAACUGAGAAAACUUCGAGCCGACUUCCUACAACUACCGUUUCAAGCAGUAGAGUGUAGUUUAGCCAGUGUGGAACCUGCACAAGAUGACAGUGGCCAAACAAGGUGGUCUGACCAGGCAGUGGAUGCCUUUGAAACCCUGACCUACUGUGCCCAGUGGAAAGUGCUCAAUGCUAGAGCCACAGAACUGUUGCCAACGGACACUGGGACCUCUAUUCCAAGUCUGGAGUUGGUGGAUACUAACUCAGAACAGGAUAUAGAUAUAGGUGAGGAGUUGAUCAAGCGUGGCUUUGCAGUGAGGACUGGCAGGGUGGCCGGGAGAAAGGCAAGGGACCCCCUGCACAGGAAACAGGUCACUGACUUCCAGAUACUGUCCAAGGACUGUUUGAUUGAUUACACUGAGCGGUCAACUGAUCGUCCUGCUGAAGGUACAAUGCCAAAUAUGGACAGAAGGGCAAGGGUGCUGAGUAUGAAAAGAAAAUUCAGGAAACAUUUUCCAAAGAAGGCUGGAGGCAAGGAAGGUUUCAGUGCAUCUUUACAUGAUGAUUUUGAUGAGGAUGCAGGUGCCUUAUCCCAGCAGAUUUUUGAUAAAGGAACAGGGCAGAGCCGUGUGUUCUGUGUUGAAAUGGUGCCUUUUGUGAAAGAGUUAUGUGUGCAGACACCAAGUGUCAAUAUCGAUAGUGGAGUGGGGAACACAGCUUUGGUUGACAACCCUCUAGUUGACAGAAAGUUUUCUGACAGUAGCAAAGACCCAUCUCAGUAUGAAAAAUCACCUGGUGGCGAUGAUUACUUAAUCCCUUGUUUUGAAGAUGGCAACAACAUUCUUCAAACUAGUCCAGAAGUGUCAAUGACUGAUUCCAGGGAAUGCAUGUGUCAUUCUUGUGAAAAAAUUGACUGUGAAGAAUUGAUUGACAUCACAGAGCAACAGCCAGAAUCCUUGUCAGGGCUAGAUGCCCCAUUUCUUCCGAUGUCUCUUGUAAGUUCAAGACAACCAUUAUCAGUGAGUGCUGAUCAUGAUACUGUGGUAGGAACUACAGAUGAAGUGCCCAGUUGUGAAGAAUUACAUGAGUUUGAGUGUGACACAAAAAUGUUCAGGUUAGCCUCACAACCUGAUGUUACUGGACAGUGGUCUGACUAUGCAGUCUGUUUUAAUGGGCCUCAGCUGCUGCUAGAUUGUAAUGACAAUAUUGAGAAACUUAUUGAAGUCCCAACUGUUAAUGAUCAUCAAGAAGAAGAAGAAGUAAGAGAUUUCAUGAUAUCAGAACUUUGUGAGAAACUGACAAGUUUCCAUUUGGAAACUGAAAAUUACUCCACAUCAGGAGCUCAUUCUAAUGAUGUCCAGCUGGUGAAGUCAAACUCUGAUGGCUCUGGUUUCAAUGGCAUUGAAUCACCUAUAGAUGCAUGUGAUCAAAUCCAUACAGGUGUAAAUUUAGACAAAAACAGAAGUAUUAGACUGUUCCAUGUAGUCAGCGAACCUGGGAUUCAAGAGAGUUCUGGAGACUCCAUCCAAGACUGGAGCUGUAUGAAUAUGCCUAUUCACAUUGCAUCUGUGGAAGAAACAGAUUUAAACCAAGAAUGUAUUGCUGUUGUGCUCCCAUGUUUAAGAGACACUGCGGUUGUAGCAACUGAGAACAUUAGGAGCAUUGGUGAUCAGUCUCAGUCUAGUCUCACAGCAUUGCCACAGAUGGAACCACCUGCACCCCAAUGUACAACUUUUGCAGAAACUCUCCCAUCAGAUUGUACAACAUGGAGGAUGAGUCCUAGUUCUGAGGUCCCUAUCGUCUUGGAGCUGAAAGACGUAAAGGCCAGUGCCUUUAAUUCAGAAGAUGAAGAUGAAGGGAAUUAUGGUAGUGGCCUCUCUGAGUGUGAUUCCCUUGAAGCUAGUGUGGACAGCCUCACUCUGCCAUCCAGCAUCUCCAGAAAUGAGCGAAAACCCAAUCUUGACAGAGUUCUGAGUGAUAUCCAUGAAGAGACUUGGGAUCCUCAUGAUAUUGACAGUUGGCUCCGUGAGACAGAAUGCUCCAUGAAACAAGAACCUGUGAUAGUACAGCCCUUUUCUGGCUUUGGCGAUACUGCCAAGGAUGGCUACUUUCUGCAUGAAGAACCAGUGGAGGAGCAAGCACUGAAGAAGUCAGACCCACAGCAUAUGAAGACACACAUGGAAGAGGUCAAACUAAGUGAUUCUUUCUACUUGCAUGAUUCUACGUCCCCUAUGAAGAGUCCAGCCUCACCAGUGUCACAUCGGGCACCAGCCACUAAUCAUUCUUUUAAAGAAGCAGAACCCUGGGCAACCAGGACAGCACAGAAACCAACAUCUCUACCACUUCAAAACCCUGCUACUGAGCAAAGCCCCAGCUUCCACAGGCCAGACUCUGGCAUAUAUACAAAUAGUCCUGUUGGGGAUUCACCAAUGUGGAUUCCACCGAGCUUCUUUCAUGUAGCCACAGAUGGGGGAUCAGAUUAUGGCAAUCAUCUUGUGUGCACCAGUUCACCAAGGUUGUCAAGUAGCAUUAUGCCCAAUGCACAGAAUGAACCAUUUCAGCGGAAUGCAACUUCAGAAAUACCUGGAUUAUUGCCAGUGUCACCAAAGGAAAGCAAUGCCCCCAAAGACUCUAAUGUAACAAACAACACAAUGUCACAACUAAUGCAACACAGCAUAUAUGUGUGUCCAGAUCGCCGGGGGAUGGAUAGUCCAGGUGGUCAGUCACAGAGGCAGGUCAUCUACUCUUCCAGCAGUGGCCAGUCACAGGACAAUAACCAGGACAAUGGUGGAGAUGUUACAAACAGUUUGAAUCUCAGCUGCCUGUCAGCACCAAGGGUCGAGUCUUCAGAUCAGAUGUCCAUGUCUUAUGACAGUCUGGAUUCGGACUGUGUAUUCACCCAGCUACCGGAGCAAGAGAACCCUCCUCAGCUCUUGAUGUCACCCAUAGUGGAAGAUCACAGAGACCUGAUGUCUAGGAAUAGUGUGGAUUUCAUGGCCAAGUCGGUGUUAUCUGAGGACUCUCUGAGUGAGAAGUCAUACUACAGUGAUGACAGUAUUGAGGGCUGCUAUGACCUGGAUGGCCCAGAGCUUGAUACCAAGGUCGACCUCCAUUCCCCAGGCAGCAAAGUACCUGCCUACCCAGUGGAAUCAUCACCUGGCAAAGAAUGGGACAUCCCUCAGUGUGGAGGCAUUGUCGAGCCUAGUCUCUUAUUGACAGAAAGUGAAGUUCCAUCUGACACCAAAGCUGUCAUGACCAGAUCCCAAGAGAAAGAAAUCACAAGAGAGCAAAGUCCUAAACCCUGUGUGGCAGCUGCCGUUUCAUGUGAUACUGACCCCUCUGCCAGAUCUCUAGUCCACAGUUUGGGAACCGAUUCCUUGGCCACUUCUGGUCCAGGCUGCCCAGUGAUGGAGGGAGGCAAUGACACUGACCUCGCUUUGUCCAGUUUCUUUGAGGGCACUGACCUUAGUGGCUAUCCCAGCAUGCACGAGGUGCUGUCCAUCACCACAACCAUCUCCAGCAGCACUCCUUACUUGCCUCAGUGUAUUGACAGCUGUCACAGGAGCAGUGAGUUCUUAGUUUGUCCCAGUUCUCAUACAUCACAGUGUGGAGACAACAGCCAGAGCUGGAGUCCAUUCUGUUUUAAGGCUGGCGAUAGAAAAUAUAAAGUCAGUGAGUCGGAUGAAGGUGUUAUUAAAGCAGGACCAGAGCAAGUCAGUGAGGCUGGGGACUGCUGCAGCAGUACGCUCAACAUUGAAUGAAAUAGAAACAGAAUUUUGAAAACCAUACUAGCAAUGGACUGGUACCUAUGAGUUGUUAAUUGGCGUUAUUUAGACGGUGAUAUUUAAUUAUGCCAGUAUUAGUACUUAAUGUAUACGUUGUGUAAUGUUUUGGCUUCUUUCACAGACAAGGCUUGGCAUAUUCCAAAAUACAAAGUUGUCAAGGCAACCAAGACUGGUGCUGUUACUAUGGAUGUAGUAAAGAUAAACCUACAUUUUAUUACAAGGAUGUCAAGGACAACAUUGCAUAGAGCUGGGACCCCAAGUAGUAAAUUUUCAAAGAUAGCAAAUCAAAUUAAGGGUUGUUAAUUUAAAGGUAGAUCCUUAAAGUUAAUAUAACAUGUUUGUUCAUAUUGUUCUGUUAACACUGAAAGUGCAGUUUUUUUUCAGAUUAAGAAAAGCUUUCUCAUUUGUUUUAAUAAAAUUACUUUAUGAAUCGGAUUAUUUGCUACAAAGAUAAGUUUUUGUAAA